Messenger RNA from Aspergillus japonicus CBS 114.51, 2443 nucleotides. RefSeq names its product protein kinase COQ8. NCBI's taxonomy places the organism in Eukaryota, Fungi, Ascomycota, Eurotiomycetes, Eurotiales, Aspergillaceae. The record is from RefSeq and is a predicted model, not a curated record. Gene Ontology annotation, cellular component: extrinsic component of mitochondrial inner membrane. Gene Ontology annotation, biological process: ubiquinone biosynthetic process. The transcript has 3 exons. Bases 134 to 2317 code for a protein of 727 amino acids. Gene Ontology annotation, molecular function: kinase activity.
CCGGCAUUACCGGUUUCUGGAUAGAUUAUCGCUCUCCUUCGGAUCGAAUCAUGCGCAGAGAAUAAGCCUGGGGCAUUGAACGGGCUACCUUUUAUAUAUAUAUAUAUAUAUACCUUACAGGCGUACACAGACAAUGUCGGGCAAGCGUCUAUUGGACGUCAUUCAAUUGUGCAAUGUCGCCGGGACAGUGGCCGCGAGGCAUCUCGCCAUCCGCCAGCGCCAGGUAGAUCUAUACACCCGCACUUCCUCCCUCACCAAGGGCAUCAAGAGCCACGUCGAUGGCCUGUGUCUCUCGGCGCAAGCUGCAGCUGCACUAGCCAGGCGAUUUAAUGAGCCCGACCCCGAGCCCUACCGUCCGUCCGAGUCAGCACCCACGACCGCAUCAAGCUACACGGAGCCGACCCCGACCACUACGACCAGCAGUGCGACAUCCGAUCUCUCCCCCGCUCAGGCGCGGCAGGCGCAAAGACAGGCGGAAGCUCAGAUCCCUUCGAGGGUGGCGGACCACAAUGGGGGCGGGCAGGCUAGUCCUUUGGAUGUCAGUCAACAACAGGAUGUGUUCUACGAGCCUCCCAAGCACUCCACAGCGGGUGACUCGGGGCUUCCCCGGAUGAAGUUGCCCAAGGCAGCGAACGACACACAAAUCGGGGCCGAUCGCGAUAUCAAUGCGGAUGUGUUCCAAUCCUCGGUGAAGACUGCCCCGGUGGAUCAGUCGGCAACCAACAAUACGGCCGACCCGAGCGAAAUUCCGGAGGAGAUGAUGAAGGAUAUUUUCCACAGUCCCAGAGUCGCAAGGAUGAUGUCUCGGAAGCCGGCUGCGGAUAUGCGGUACAAGCAGGCGGGCGCGGUGCCUCGGGCAGAGCAUGCAAAGCAAAUCGAACAGGAGACAGAAGAAGCCCGUGCUGUGGGCGAGAUGGUCGCGGAAGCGGCAGCGGCGACAGAGCCAGAAACGGCUGUCGCCCUGAAGAACCAGAACACAUACAAGAUGGUCGAGUCCCGCGUCCCGUCAUCCCGCAUCGGGAGAUUAUGGCAAUACGGCGGACUGGCCACUUCAAUGGCGUGGGGUGCCAUGGGCGAGGGUCUUCGCAGGGUCACAGGCAGUCAAGCCGAAUCAUCCGGGUCGCUCAUGUUCAGCGCUGCGAACACGGAGCGGCUCGUAGCUAAAUUGUCCAAGAUGCGCGGAGCUGCCCUCAAGUUAGGACAGAUGAUGAGUAUUCAAGACACAAAGAUGCUUCCUGAAGCUAUCCAUCAAGUCCUCCAACGAGUCCAAGACCGAGCAGACUACAUGCCUGCCUCGCAACGCGAUAAGGUGCUGACUGACAAUCUUGGCCCGGACUGGCGCGAUCUAUUCUCUUCCUUCGACGAUAUCCCCAUGGCCGCUGCCUCGAUCGGCCAAGUGCACAGUGCCGUUCUGAAACGUACCGGCCAGCCCGUGGCCGUCAAGAUCCAAUACCCCGGGGUCGUCGACUCCAUCGACUCCGACCUCAACAACCUCUCCAUCCUCCUCACGGCAUCCCGCCUCCUCCCCCGAGGCCUCUACCUCGACAAGACCAUCGAGAACGCUCGCACCGAACUCGCCUGGGAGUGCGACUACAUCCGCGAAGCCGAAUCGGCGAACCGCUUCCGCGAACUCCUCCGCGACGACCCCGUCUUCCUCGUCCCCGAGAUCAUCCCCGAAGCGUCCGGCAAGCAGGUGCUCACCAUGGAGCGCCUGGAGGGCAUCGCCGUGACCAAGAUCCAGGACUUCACGCAGGCCCAGCGCGACUGGAUCGGCACGCAGAUCAUGCGCCUCUGCCUGCGGGAGAUCACCGAGUUCCGGUACAUGCAGACGGACCCCAACUGGACCAACUUCCUCUACAACGCGCGCACCGACCGCCUCGAGCUGCUGGACUUUGGCGCCUCGCGCGCCUACCCGACCGAGUUCAUCACCAAGUACGUCCGCACCCUCGUCGCUGCCUCCAGCAACGACCGCGACGCCUGCCGCCGCUUCUCCCUCGAGCUGGGCUACCUGACCGGCCACGAGAGCCAGGCCAUGGUCGACGCCCACGUCACCUCCGUCAUCACCAUCGCCGAGCCCUUCAUGGAGACCUCCCCCGACGUCUACGAUUUCCGGGACCAGACCAUCACCGACCGCGUGCGCGCGCUGAUCCCCGUCAUGAUCCGCGAGCGGCUCACGCCGCCCCCCGAGGAGACGUACAGUCUGCAUCGCAAGCUGAGCGGCGCGUUCUUGCUCUGCGCUAGGCUGGGGAGUAGGGUUCCUUGUAAGGAGUUGUUCCGGGAGGCGAUUCGGAGGGCGGAGGCGAAGGGGCUGAAUUGACGGGAUUUAGCGAGUGGUAGGGUUCUUGAAAACCUUGUCCGGGGGAUUUGCCUCGUUUUCGGUUGAGCAAGGAUAGAAGAUCUUUCAACUCUUGUAUAUUAGGAUAGAUGUUGUGUAUGAAUAUGG